GCAGGUUUUUUAUUUUUAUUAUUAUUAUUUUAUCUUUUUUUGAGAGGGGGGACGGGGGGAUGUAUGACAGGGAGAUGGGGAUAUGGCGAGGAAAGGGGGAUAUGGAGAGGAGGAGGAGGAGGAGGAUGUGGAUGAGGAGGACGACGAGGAGUCGUCACCGAGAUGGGGGAGGAGAAGAGAUGGACGGAGGGAAAAGAAGGGCAGGAGGAGGAGGACGAGUGGGAGGAGGAGGAGACAUGGACGGUGAGGAAGGGGAGGACACGAGGAAGGGCAGGAGACGAGGAGGCAUGGAAGAUGAGGAAGUACGCGGAGGAGGAGGAGACAAGGAGGAUGAGGAAGGGCAGGAGGAGGGGGACGAACAGGAGAAGGGAGAAGGAGACAUGGAGGAUGAGGAAGGGGAGGAGGAGCAAGGAGGAGCGAGGAAGGCUUCCAAUAGAAUUCCUGUUGAGGAGCAGGAGUGAUUCAAUGCAACCUUCUGUAGGGCCUGAGACUAUGGCACCGAACGCUGCAGAAGUGAAUGUUGACGAAUCCAAGGAGAAGAUUGAGAGAGACGAAGCGGGACCACCAGUGAGAGGAGCGGAUGAAGCAUGCGCUAUCCCAAACAGCAUCUAUCUGCGGAUCGAGUCAGGCCCAAGGUGCCUACUUUAUCCUCCUUCCACACUCCUACCAUCUUCACCCGAAUACAAUGCCCGGUCACCAUGGCUGUAUCUAGACUGAACCUUGCACCAAAUGCAUGCAAUAAAUUGCAGUUUCCCAG
Chara braunii is the source of this 757-nucleotide messenger RNA. The record is from the annotation of a GenBank genome assembly. Lineage: Eukaryota; Viridiplantae; Streptophyta; Charophyceae; Charales; Characeae.